AUGACCCGUGAGUGCCGGACACGCGUGGGGCGAGCGGGAGGCCGCGACCACCGGGGGGAGGGGGCGACACCGACCCACGGACCGCGCGACCCCCGUGGGGAGGGUCCCGGCCCCGGGGGGGGUCUCCGCGUGGGGAGGGGUCCCGCGUGCCCGCCCCGCACCCCACGGACCGGGCGCGUCCACGCGCGUGGGGCCGCGGGGCCCGGGCAGCGGCGGCCGCGCCUCAAACCGCAAACGGCCCCGGCGCACCUGCCCGCCCGCGGGCACGCGUGGGGGCGGCGGGCAGGGCGGGAGCGGGGCCGGGGCACGCGUGGGGCCGCCCAGGUGCCGCCGCCGCCCCUGACUCAGCCCCGCAUCAAAGUUUCCAAAGGCCGGGACCGCACAGGACGCGCGGCCGCGCCCCCCGCCCGCAGCCCCCACCCCAGCCCGGCAUCCAGGGCUCCGUGGCAGGCGCUGCUGACCCUCCUGGGGCUCUGGCCGGGGCUGUGGCCGGGCCCGGGGGUCGCCCUCGCCCCCCGCCCGCGCCCCCCGAGCCCCCCGGACCCGCGCGGGGACCUGGACAGCGUCAUCCACCUGGCCAAGGCGCUGCUGGGGGACACCAAAGCGCUGCUGGAGCUGCUCAAGUCGCGAUUCCCGGCCGAGGGGGAGCACAAGAUGGACUCGCUGCCCGUGCUGGCCAUGAGCGCGCUGGAGCUGCCCAACAUCCAGGUGGGGCGGGGGUCGCUGCCUCGUCUCUCCUGCGCUACCAGCGGCUCCUGUGCCCGUGUACCCCCAUAUACCCCAAUGUCCCCAAUGUCCAUCUGUCCCCUCGGUGUCCCCAAUGUCCCCAAUGUCCCCAAUGUCCCCAAUGUCCCCCAGGCCUCGUCCCUGCUGCCCCGUUUGGGCUCGGACCUGCUGCGCUACCAGCGGCUCCUGGAGUGGCUGCGCCGGGCGGGGGUGGCGCUGCGGGGCCUGGAGCCGCCGCUGGGGGCGCUGCGGGGGCGCCUCGAGCGCCUGCGGGGGCGCCUGGAGCACCUGGUGUCCCGUCUGUCGCUGCCGCGCCCCGCCCCCUCCCCAGGUGUGACCCCGCCCCCGCAGGUGACGCCGUGGGGGGCGGUGCGCGCCGCGCAUGCGCUGCUGCGGGGGCUGCACCUGUACCUGGACUGGGCCGCGCGCGCGCUCGUCCUGCUGCGGAACCGCCUCUGA
Messenger RNA from Zonotrichia leucophrys gambelii, 1185 nucleotides. RefSeq names its product interleukin 11 (gene IL11). The record is from RefSeq and is a predicted model, not a curated record. Gene Ontology annotation, cellular component: cytoplasm. NCBI's taxonomy places the organism in Eukaryota, Metazoa, Chordata, Aves, Passeriformes, Passerellidae. The transcript has 6 exons. Gene Ontology annotation, biological process: positive regulation of cell population proliferation; positive regulation of MAPK cascade. The coding region runs from base 1 to 1185 and encodes 394 amino acids. Gene Ontology annotation, molecular function: cytokine activity; growth factor activity.